This is a messenger RNA of Cyclocybe aegerita, 1206 nucleotides long. The record is from the annotation of a GenBank genome assembly. NCBI's taxonomy places the organism in Eukaryota, Fungi, Basidiomycota, Agaricomycetes, Agaricales, Hemipholiotaceae.
AUGACUCCCCGCUUCACUGAUUCCCCCAAUGCCCGUUCAAAAUCCAUAACCGCAGCUGACCUAGACACCCAUGGUGUCCUCAAUCGCCAUUCCACCAAUCAUCCCACCUUUCGUGUCGGCGUUUCAGAAGACAAGGGUACUCGAAGGACCAUGGAGGACGCUCAUUCAUUCGUUGUCGACUUCGACUCCAUACGUGGUCAAGGCUUCUUCGCUGUAUUUGAUGGUCAUGCUGGGAAACACGCAGCUGAAUGGUGUGGAUCUCACUUCCAUGAGUAUCUACUCGAUGCUAUCCACGCGUCGCCCACCGUCCCAAUUCCAGAUGUUCUAAAUCAAACAUUCCACGCUGUUGACGAGUCUCUAUCUCGUAUGUGCGAAGAAUCCGAAGGCAAGAUCCAUUCAGGGUGCACUGCAGUGACUGCAUUUCUCCGAGUUGAAGACGCGGGAGGGCACCAGCCAUUUCUUACCCCCCCAUCUUCUCCUAUUCCUGAUUCUCCCGUCGAUGAUGCAACCGAGCCCCCAGCCAGUAGCAGCCCUCUAGCAAGCAGUGUGGAGAGUAUAUCUCCCAAAGAUGACAUUGACGGCAAGACGAGUAAGAAAGUUAAGAAAGAGAAGUCAUCGAGCACCAGCCGGAUUCGCAAGGCCCUCCGGAGCUUGGGAGGUGGAUCCCGGCUGUCAUCGUCGUCCAUCUCGGGCUCGUCAUCUCCCAACUCGUCGCUGAAGACAACUGGGGAUAGCCCGAAUAUCACAAUUCCUCCGGCAUCGGGCCGGCGUGUCCUUUACAGUGCUAACGCUGGAGAUGCACGGGGAGUUCUCUGCCGAGCAGGCAAGGCCGUGCGACUAACGUACGACCACAAGGGAUCAGACAGGCAAGAGGCGAAACGGAUCACUGAUGCCGGAGGUUUUGUUAUGAGUGGACGCGUCAACGGUGUCCUUGCUGUUACAAGAAGUCUUGGGGACUCCUCUAUGAAGGAAUUCGUUGUUGGGGCUCCGUAUACGACAGAGACGGAGCUUUGCCAGGAGGAUGAGUUCUUAGUCCUGGCCUGCGAUGGGCUCUGGGAUGUGAUUGGCGAUCAAGCGGCCAUUGAACUAAUCCGCGACAUUGAAGAUGCGCAGCAUGCCAGCGACAAACUGCUGAAACAUGCGCUCUCGCACCAUACUACGGACAAUGUAACUGUUAUCGUUGUGAGGUUCAAACACGCAGCAUAG